AUACCCUUCGGGAGGUCUGCGGUAAGGGCUCUAGCCCGGCCGCCACGGCGUUAAAUACAACAACAACAACAACAACAACAACACAGCAUUCACCUCCCACUUCGUCUCUCAGUCUCUCACAGUACCGUACCUAGCGAGAAACGAGCAACCCAACCAGCAAUCGCAAGUCAUAUUUGUCACCCAAAAUGACGGCAAAAGCUUCCAUGCUCGAUGUUGACGUAGACCCGCCGACGUAUGAUAAUGCCGUCAAUGAUACACGGACGCAGCUCAGCUGUGGAGAGACACCGACGUUGUUCCUGGAUAAAACAACAAUUUUCGCCCACACCUCACCACCUCGUGCGCUCUAUGAAUUAAGCAAUGCCGUGACCGACGCAAAAUCGUCGGUGUACGGAGUUCAGAGGGUGGUCUAUCGAAUCUCGUCAGAAUCCGGCAGCGACAAAGUGAGAACAAGAUUAGAUCAUAUCUACGACUUCACGCAGGACCCGCUCAAGGGACUCGAAAGCUGCAAAAUGCAGUUGCACGAUGUCAUAGUCAUUACGGGUCAGAUGAGCUCCAAGAGAACGUACAAGGAAGUGUACCUGAUGCCUGGCGUUUCUGGGUGGAAGGUCAAGGAUCACUUCAGAGCCGGCGAUAGCGCGGUGCACCGGAUGAAGCACCAAGAUGAGAUCCAUUGGAAGAACAUGAAGGGAGAGGUCGUCGCUAUUGAGUCAGUCGCCAAGCGGGACAAGGAGAAGAACCUGAUGGGUAUGCCCCAGUUGGAUGUUGUACUACCAAUGGAUCACAAGGAGCUGGACCUGUUGGUGACAAGCUGGAUGGCGAGGCUCUGGAGGCAGUCCGCUGAUGAAACGAAAGAUCCCAUGACCUGGAAGGACUUCAAGGAGAUUUCCAAGCUUGCUCUAAACAGAAAUAAGUUUGGAAACACUUGGGCGCUAAGUGCUAGGUAGCUGAGCUGGAGGUUAGUCCCAUAGGGCAGACUGCGCACCUGAGCUUACUGUACCUACGCAGCGGGGCGGGCUAAGGGAUGGUGUAGGCCAAGAGCAGGCGUCAAUAUACCCAUGAUUUGAAGCACAGCGGCGAAGUCACAACGAGCAAAGUAGACCUAAGACCUCUAUGGACUUCAAUGAAAGGACAGCAUGCUUCAUAAUUUACAUUUAGACAAGAC
This is a messenger RNA of Colletotrichum godetiae, 1162 nucleotides long. RefSeq lists its product as uncharacterized. Lineage: Eukaryota; Fungi; Ascomycota; Sordariomycetes; Glomerellales; Glomerellaceae. The record is from RefSeq and is a predicted model, not a curated record. The coding region runs from base 186 to 944 and encodes 252 amino acids. The transcript is spliced from 2 exons.